GGAGCGGAGGAUGGUCCUGCCGCGGCGGGAGGCAGCGUUGUCAUUGUCACGGCGGCGCCUUUAGCGUAGAGCGAAGGACGAGCGAGGCUUCGGUGCGUGCUGAAGUCGCUGCAUUACUUUCUCUGUCUUUCUUUUCAUUUUUUCGCCGGAGGAUGAAGCGCCCCGAGGAGAGACAGCUGUUUUCCGAAAGGAGAUUGCUGUGCCGAGAGUGAUCAAGACUGGGACUUCCCCAAAGAUUUGCAGUUUGUUGGGAAAGGACGGUGUGGGAGGAGGGAAAGCAACGCGGUGCAAUCCACCACCCGGAGGGUCAAAGUCAGCAGAGAGCGAUCCGGGAAACAGCGAGUCGGUCCUGCGUGUUCCAGCAUCUUUCAUGAAUACGUGGGUCUUUUUAGGGCUUUACAUUUUUACUUUCUGGCUUGAACCUGAACGACUGAAGCACUGAUUAGGACGUUAGCCAGCGGAUGCUGCGAGCACGUAGUGAGAACUCACCAAGACAUUGAAAGCACCCGGGGGUGAAUAACCAGUGCUUAAAAAGUUGAACAGAUCUUUUGGCGUUCACCCCUAUAUAUGUAUACGUAGAUACAUUGAUGUAAUCAAGAUUAUUUUAAUAACUACCAGUGACCUGUAAGAGAUUUGUCAACAUGGCUUCCCCUCCACACCAGCAGCUGCUACAUCACCACAGCACCGAGGUAAGCUGUGACUCCAGUGGAGACAGCAACAGCGUCCGGGUAAAAAUCAACCCCAAGCAGCAUUUGGGCUGUUCCUCCAACCCUCACCCCAAACACUGCAAGUACAGCAUCUCCUCCAGUUGUAGCAGCUCAGGUGAAUCAGGAGGGGUUCCUAGGAGAACCGGAGGUGGAAGCCGAGGCCUCCGCAGGAAAAAGAAACUGCCACAGCUUUUUGAGAGAGCUUCUAGUAGAUGGUGGAACCCCAAAUUUGACUCUACCAACCUAGAGGAGGCUUGUAUGGAAAGGUGCUUUCCACAGACCCAGCGCAGGUUCCGCUAUGCUCUCUUCUACAUUGGCGUGGCCUGUCUUCUAUGGGGCAUCUAUUUUGGUAUCCACAUGCGAUCUCAAUUGAUUGUCUUUGUGGUUCCAACUCUGUGCUUCCUUUUGGUGUGUGUGUGUUUUUUUCUAUUUACCUUCACAAAGCAUUAUGCUCGGCAUUAUGUGUGGACCUCACUGAUCCUUAUCCUCCUGGUUUUUACUCUGACUCUAGCUUCACAGUUUCAGGUUUUGCCACCUCUCUCAGGAAGUGAUGACGGCUCCAAUCAUACUCCCCUUGCUAUGUCCACAGACACUUGCUUAUCUCAAGUAGGCAGUUUUUCCAUGUGCAUUGAAGUGCUCUUGUUACUCUAUGCUGUUAUGCACUUACCUCUAUAUUUAAGCUUGUUCUUGGGAGUAGCCUAUUCUAUUCUUUUUGAGCUCUUUGGGUAUCAUUUCCGAAAUGAAUGCUGUUUCCCAUCAUCUGGAAUGAGAUCGAUGCACUGGGAGCUGCUGAGCAAAGCUUUGCUCCACAUAUGUAUUCAUGCCAUUGGGAUUCACUUAUUUAUCAUGUCUGAAGUUAGAUCAAGGAGCACAUUCCUUAAAGUGGGACAAUCAAUUAUGCAUGGCAAAGACUUGGAGGUAGAAAAAGCCCUGAAAGAGCGAAUGAUUCACUCUGUGAUGCCAAGGAUCAUAGCUGAUGACUUAAUGAAGCAAGGGGAUGAUGAAAGUGAGAACUCAGUCAAACGACACUCCACCUCAAGCCCCAAGAACAGGAAGAAAAAGUCUUCCAUACAGAAAACUCCCAUAAUAUUUCGUCCUUUUAAGAUGCAGCAAAUUGAACAAGUAAGCAUUUUGUUUGCAGAUAUUGUUGGCUUCACUAAAAUGAGUGCCAACAAGUCUGCUCAUGCCCUGGUGGGUCUCCUGAAUGAUUUGUUUGGUCGAUUUGACCGUUUAUGUGAAGACACAAAAUGUGAGAAAAUAAGUACUCUGGGUGACUGCUAUUAUUGUGUGGCAGGGUGUCCAGAACCCAGAGCAGAUCAUGCCUAUUGCUGCAUCGAAAUGGGUUUAGGCAUGAUCAAAGCCAUUGAACAGUUCUGCCAGGAGAAGAAAGAAAUGGUGAACAUGCGAGUUGGGGUUCACACUGGGACAGUUUUGUGUGGCAUUCUGGGCAUGAGGAGGUUUAAAUUUGACGUGUGGUCAAAUGAUGUGAACUUAGCCAAUCUUAUGGAGCAGCUGGGUGUGGCUGGCAAGGUUCACAUUUCAGAGGCUACAGCAAAAUAUUUAGAUGAUCGUUAUGAAAUGGAGGAUGGGAAAGUUAUCGAACGCGUUGGCCAGAGUGUUGUCGCUGACCAGUUGAAAGGUUUGAAGACAUACCUGAUAUCGGGUCAGAGAGUCCUGAAAGAAUCCCAUUGCAGCUGUUCAGAGGCCUUGCUUUCUGGCUUUGAGGCAGGGGAUUGCUCAAGCUUGUCUUCAGGCCCUAAAUUACAGGGAACAUCAUCACCAGAGAGUGUCAGUGACUUGGCGAAGACUUUUAAAACCUUUGAUAAAAACAAGACAUGUCCUUCAUGUGGUGUUACAUUUGCUCCCAACUGUGAAGCCAGUCCUGAAGAAGGAGCAAUUCAGAAUGGCUCUCAAGAUGAGCAUAAAAAUAAUGCCAAGCAGGCUUCUGGAGGACAUAGUCCAAAGGCCCAAAAUGGACUUCUGAAUCCGCCUCAGGAAGAGAAGCUCACCAAUAGUCAGACGUCAUUGUACGAGAUGUUACAAGAGAAAGGAAGAUGGACAGGGGUGAGCUUGGAUCAGUCCGCUCUCCUUCCGCUGAGAUUCAAGAACAUCCGAGAGAAGACAGAUGCUCAUUUUGUUGAUGUUAUUAAGGAAGACAGCCUGAUGAAAGACUACUUCUUUAAGCCACCUAUUAAUAAACUGAGCUUGAAUUUCUUGGAUCGGGAUCUAGAGAUGGCCUACAGGACUAGCUAUCAGGAAGAGGUUAUAAAAAAUUCUCCUGUGAAGACAUUUGCCAGUGCUACCUUCAGUUCCCUCCUGGAUGUGUUUUUGUCAACAACAGUUUUCCUCAUUCUGUCCAUCACCUGCUUCCUAAAACAUGGGAUGGCUUCUGCCCCUCCCCCGCCAGCUGCAGUUGUGAUUUUCAUCAUCGCUGUUCUGUUGGAAGUGUUCUCCCUCAUCGUUUCUAUUAGAAUGGCAUUUUUCCUUGAGGAGGUAAUGACUUGUACUAAGCACCUGCUGGAGGUGAUAGCUGGUUGGCUACCUCGGCAUUUCAUUGGCGCAAUCCUGGUCUCACUCCCAGCCCUUGCAGUUUAUUCACAUUUUACCUCUGAAUUUGAAACAAACAUACAUUAUACCAUGUUUAUGUGCUCUGCAGUCCUGAUCACCAUUGUGCAAUACUGUAAUUUUUGCCAGCUUAGUUUCUGGAUGCGAUCAUCAUUAGCAACAAUUGUUGGAGUUGUGCUCGUCAUUCUACUCUAUGUCUCUUUGUGUCCAGACAGUUCCAUAGAAACUUCCCACUUAGAUGCAGCACAGAAUUUCAGUUCCAGGAAGAAUCCCUGCAACACUUCAAUGCCAAAUUUUAGCAAAAAACCAGCAGACCUAAUUGGCCAGGAGGUGACACUCGUUUGCUUUCUCCUGCUUUUACUGGUCUGGUUCCUAAAUCGAGAGUUUGAAGUCAGUUACAGACUUCACUAUCAUGGAAGUGUGGAGGCUGAUCUUCACCGUACCAAAAUCCAGAGUAUGAGAGAUCAAGCUGACUGGCUGCUAAGAAACAUUAUUCCUUAUCAUGUGGCAGAGCAACUGAAGGUUUCCCAGAGCUACUCUAAAAACCAUGAUAGUGGAGGGGUAAUCUUUGCCAGCAUUGUCAACUUCAGUGAAUUUUAUGAAGAGAACUAUGAAGGAGGCAAGGAAUGCUACCGAGUCCUAAAUGAACUGAUUGGGGAUUUUGAUGAAUUGCUGAGCAAACCAGAUUAUAACAACAUCGAGAAGAUAAAAACCAUUGGGGCCACAUACAUGGCAGCCUCAGGGCUGAAUACCUCCCAGUGUCAAGACAGCAACCAUCCACAUGAACAUUUACGAACCCUUUUUGAAUUUGCCAAAGAAAUGAUGCAAGUUGUGGAUGACUUCAACAACAACAUGCUCUGGUUUAACUUUAAACUUAGAAUCGGCUUUAACCAUGGACCCCUCACUGCAGGGGUUAUCGGCACCACGAAGUUACUCUACGACAUCUGGGGAGAUACGGUAAACAUUGCCAGCAGGAUGGAUACUACUGGAGUUGAGUGCCGCAUACAGGUGAGCGAAGAGAGCUACCAUAUCUUGAACAAGAUGGGAUAUGAAUUUGACUACAGGGGGACAGUAAAUGUGAAGGGAAAAGGUCAAAUGAAAACCUACCUUUAUCCAAAAUGCAUGGACAGCGGGAUUGUGCCACAUCACCAGUUAUCUAUCUCACCAGACAUCCGAGUUCAAGUAGAUGGCAGCAUUGGACGGUCUCCAACAGAUGAGAUUGCCAACUUGGUGCCUUCUGUUCACAAUUCUGACAAGACAUCUUACGGUUCUGAUGGUAAUACACAGGCUAAGGAUGUUUACCCUUCUUCCAAGAAGGCUCGGAAAGAUCCAGUAAAAGCAGAAGAAAGGUGUAGAUUUGGCAAAGCCAUAGAAAAGAGUGACUGUGAGGAAGUGGAAGCUGAAGAAGCCAAUGAGCUGACCAAACUAAAUAUUUCAAAGAGUGUAUGAUGCAGCCACAAAGAGCUAGCUGCAUGAGGUGCUCUAUCCAUAGAAACACAAUAAUAUUUACAAUUUGGCUGUUUUUCUUUUCAAGAGACACAUUUCCAGUGCCUAGGUGUUAUGUUGUCAUUCAAACCCUGACUUCUGUGUGGAUCAUGGAUGUUCAGGGUUCAUUUCCAUCCAUCUCUCUGCCCGCACUUCCCCCCCUUGAAAAGCUUCCCACCUCUUUCUGUAAUUAUCUUUCAGCAGUGUGGAGGAUAAUAAGUGCCUUCAGGUAUAUUCCAUGGCCUUGAAGUCUAGGUACAGAGGCCAUUGGUGAAAUCAUGGCUUUGGGUAUCAAUUGCAUUUUAAAACAAAAGCUGUGGUUAAGAUAUCAUUUUUAUUGUUGUUUCUCACAAGACACUUUUUUUGGCUAAUACAACUCUUUGAGAUUUGUUUAUUUCCUUGUGUAUAUAUAAUAGUAAUAGUGUUUUACAGUCAUCAUCUGACCUUUCUAUGUAAACACACUUGCAUUUAUGAAAUUGAUAUACAAGUGCCAAUAAUGUACUGAGAAGGGACGUUAGAGGAAAGGAAAUAACGUACAGUGAGCUGGCAAAGGCAUUGACUCCACAGUGGCUUGUCCUUUAGGUAAAGCCUGCAGUGUAGCCGUGGUGAUUCCAUCCUCUUUUGCAAAUGCUUUGAAAACACGCAUAUGCCAUUGUGUGUAUUGGAUGCGCCACUUCCCUUACGCUCAGUGGUUUUCAGGGCAACCUUCACAGUGCAAACAGGUAACAAAGCAUCUUCAGUCUGGGCCAUCCAGUAUCAGAGAAGCCAUUUUCACUUUAGUGAAUCCCUACUCUUAAGGGAUUUUCAAGUUCAAAGUUAGUGUCUUUGAAGUAUGUGUGUCUAAGAGAAGAACUUAAAAUAAAUGUCUUAGGGUUGCAUUUAUUUAUUUAUUUAUUUUCAAGAAAUGUGAUUAGGUUGGAGAUGGGUUUGGGGGUAGGGGUCUUGCCAGAGGGAAAUGGAUUUUGUUUGCAAAGAAUAUAAUAUAACGAUAAUCAGAUGUCCGUUAGUAUUUCAGCCGCCUAGCUACCAACCACUGCGAGGACACGGAGCAGUAUUUACAUCAAAGCGGGUGUGGAUUCCAAGUCAUCAAAUGCAUGUUGACUCUGAAGAUCCCAGCUUCCCAUUCUGUAUGGAACGCUCCUCCUGCCCAGUGCCCUCAGGUUUUGUAUUGUGGUACAUUGUUGCACUCUGGCAUUCUGCUGGCUUUCUGCUUGCCCUCUUCAUUCACUGCAGGUAUUAGAUCAAAAUGCUUUCUCUGUUCCGUUUAAGGAUGUAUAUAGAAAGAGCUUUCAUCAUGAGCUGUAAGCAACACAGGAACUGGUCACCAAUAUUAGUACUCCCUUUGUUUCCACAAAUUUGAAUCAUUUUUUCUUUUCUUUAUUAUUUCAGAGUAGAUGACUUACGGGGGGGUGGCAAAAUAUGUUCCUUUAAGCUAGUUCUUACCUGUUUUAGAUCAAAAGAGUUCUUCCACUAUACUAUAAGAUGAAACAAUCUGUCCAAAGUUGAGUUGAUUGGCCUAAGAGAAUAGGAAAAACCUCCUUCUGCAGUCACAUUGAAUUGUUUUACUCCACCUUGAGUUCAAAGUUCCUUAAGAGCUGAGCCCAGAUGAGAGUUUCUCUAAGAGCUCUUGAUAGUUCUGAGGCAAUACUAAAAUAUGGCUCAUAAAAUAGUUUGAGAAAGCCACUUCUACAUUUAAAGCUCCAUAUAUGACUUACCAUCAACAUGUCACCCCAUUCGAAUACUAUUCUAACUGCCCUUACCAAAUCCUUGGUUCUCAUGACGUUGUUCUCCCCUGAGUGAAAUCUGACUCACAGCUCAGGUUUAAUCAGAAAGGACCCACAGAUGGGCACCUACUAGUAUAGCGUUAUAUCCAUAAUGUUGAUUUUAUAGGGCAAUAACAUCGUUAUCAGUAACAGUAAUAUUUACCUGCCAAUUUGUUGGUCUUCCAAUGUUGAAGGAAGUGUAGUUAUUCAAAUACCUCUUGCCUGUAAAGAAUGUAUUCCUCCCCAAAAAUGCAGAAUUUAUUUUUAUUUCUUAAGAAAUAAUAAUAAUAAAAGACUCUAAUUUAUUGAUGAAUUGCUGAUCUGCUUUGGUAGGCGGAGCUUCCACAAUCCCUACAUGGAUGGAAUCACAGGUCCAGACCAGUAACAAUAACUCAGAUUUAUAUAAGAUUUUCCUCACAACCACCCUGCGUGGUAGGUUAUAUUAGUUUUAUUAUCCCUGUUCUACAGGUGAGGAAACUAAGGAUCAGGGAAAUGAAAUGGCCUGCCCAUGGUUGUUGGAUUCAAACCCAACUCCAGGCAAGCACUCUGUCUCUCACAUCCCACUGCUUCUCAUGCUAAGUGAUGCUUUCCUUCUUUGUGGAAAUGUUCUCUUGAGGGUAUUUUCUUCUCUCAGUAUUAAAGAGUGUGAACAUUUUAA
Trichosurus vulpecula (common brushtail) is the source of this 7178-nucleotide messenger RNA. It is a transcript of the gene ADCY9, whose product is annotated as adenylate cyclase 9. Bases 642 to 4721 code for a protein of 1359 amino acids. The record is from RefSeq and is a predicted model, not a curated record. Gene Ontology annotation, molecular function: adenylate cyclase activity. Lineage: Eukaryota; Metazoa; Chordata; Mammalia; Diprotodontia; Phalangeridae. The transcript has 10 exons. Gene Ontology annotation, biological process: cyclic nucleotide biosynthetic process; adenylate cyclase-activating G protein-coupled receptor signaling pathway; intracellular signal transduction.